AAAUCCCUUUCUCCUUCGUCUUCUUCCUAUGUGGCCGACGCAGAGUCGCAGACCACCCUGACCCGGCCACCCCGCCGCCACGCCGCCGCCUGAUCCAGCGCGCUUCCGCUCCAGAUCACGCCGGCCUGCGCCGCGACGCGGCACCUGCUUCGUCUGUUCCCCGCCGACGCACCUGCUCCGUCUGUCCGCCGCCGCCGCCCGGAGCUCUUGCCGGCGCCUCCUCCCGGAUCUCUGCCACUGACGUUUCCACCGCCUGUACCUCCUACGGAAAACGCCGGAUUUGAGCUUCCGGGGACCGAGGGCUCCGUUAGGUUCUUUCCAGCAGGCCUAGACGUGCAUCUAACCUUGGCUCUGAUACCAUGAAGAGUUUUUAGCCAACGCAACCAAAAGACUGAUCUGAUAAGGUUCACAUUCCUACAUCUUUGGAAAUGCAUCCUCAUCUAACCCUACACAGGCAUCCUAUGUGUGCUGAGAUUAUCGAAGAAUUCCAGAAGUGCCAUCUGGACCACCCGAUCAAAAAAUUCUUUGGUGAGUGCACAGAACUUAAGAUCAAGCUAGAUAAAUGCUUCAGGCAGGAGAAAGCUGUGAAGAGGAAGGCUAACUUUGAAGAGAGCAAGAAAUUUAAAGAACAGCUGCAGGCUUAUAAAAAGGAAAUGGCUGAGAAAGAUAACGAAUCAUAGCUUCGAACAAGAGGACAAGGACCUGAUUUUGAAUGUUUUUUGCCGCAUCCCGGCGGCUUCAACUUAUGAAACAAAAUUUCAUAUUUGUCUUGGCAUCAUGUGUACCUCACAUAUUUUCUGUUAUAAAAGGUAGCAGUCAAUCAAAUAUAGUCUACAACCCUACAUUACAUUUUAUAAGUUUGAAUUCUCUUAUGUGGUUAUGUUGCUCAACUGUUUAAUUCAUUUUCAGCAGCAUGGGAAGCUCUAUAGUAUAUAUGUAGACAACAAGUCUUCAUCUAGGUUGAUUUUGUAUGCAAGAACUUUUGUUCGAAAUCCUGAGAACUGUGAAAAAACCGACAAGUAAAACCAGGCUUUUUAUUUGUACUUCA
Molecule: messenger RNA, 1048 nt
Organism: Brachypodium distachyon (stiff brome)
Lineage: Eukaryota; Viridiplantae; Streptophyta; Magnoliopsida; Poales; Poaceae
Product: COX assembly mitochondrial protein 2 homolog
Exons: 5
Coding region: 429-680 (83 amino acids)
Cellular component (GO): mitochondrion
Source: RefSeq, a predicted model, not a curated record